Messenger RNA from Theileria parva strain Muguga, 1520 nucleotides. RefSeq lists its product as uncharacterized. Bases 336 to 1475 code for a protein of 379 amino acids. The transcript is spliced from 2 exons. NCBI's taxonomy places the organism in Eukaryota, Apicomplexa, Aconoidasida, Piroplasmida, Theileriidae. The record is from RefSeq and is a predicted model, not a curated record.
UCAUAUGGUAGAAAAAGACCACAUAUACAUUAGAAUUCAGUUUAAAUAUUUAUACAAUGUACAGUAUUUUAUGAUUUGCUUAAGUGUGUGAUAAAAGUGGGUAAUUUUGAUGUAUUUUGCAGUUUAAGUUACAUGCUCAGUUUUUAAUACCACAACUCGCAAGUUUUGAAAUUAGUAAUUUAUUUAAGGUUUUAAUUGCAUAUUUUAACGUUUUAAAUCCAGUAUCUUAAAGGUUUUAAUAUUUAUUCUUGAUAUACUCUGAUUUAAUUUAUUUGUUUCAUUCGAAUAUUUAACUUUCAGACUACACAUCUGAUUAAUUGCAUUCGCCUGAGAAAAUGCCUUCCUGCGUAUGCCUGCGCUCACCAAAUAAAUAUGUAACAAGCCCGAAAACACCUUCUGAACUCAAGGCCACAACCACUACUAACACUGCUGAUAACCAGUCACUGGUGACUGACUCUGAAGUGUUUGACCAUCAGGCUCUCUUGAACCAGGAAGGGUCAACUACCUAUGAGGGAGACUCUCGAGCUGUUUCACCCUCAAAUUCCUCAGACUACAAUUACCUCAAUAAUUCUAGUGAUCAAAACUCAAGUGAUAACAGUUCGGACGAUCAAAGCAGUGGUUCAUCGGAUCAGCAGGAUGAUGAAUUUUCAUCUGAGAAGUCUGAGGAUUUGAGGAAAACAGUGGAGAAGUGGAACAAUUUGUUGAAACAGUUUGAUGAAAACCCAGACGUCCAAGAGGUCCAAAAGACUUUGAGCUUAGUAGCCAGCAUGUCAAAAGAUGAGUUAGAAGAAUCUGAUGACGUGAAGAAACAAGUUGAGGAGACAAUUAGAAGACUAACAUCGUCACUGUCUGAGGUGAGGUCGUUAAGUUCUCAAAUGUCAGAUAAGGAGUUGGUAUUGCACCCGCAUAUGGGCGAUGAUGAUCAAACUCACUUCAAGUGUUUCCUCAGAAACGUUAAAUCGCACAUGGGCGAAGCCGUCGAACUCGAAGUCAACGAAUCUGCAACUCAACACAUCCUACAACUCUUCAACAGCCUCGGUCUACUAAAUGCCAAUGUAUCUGGGAUGGGUUCUCAUGUUUUACAUGUAAAUGGGAAUGGUUCUGGAGUGGGAUUAUUGUCUCGAAUGUCCUCAAGUAUUAAAAGCUCAACAGUGUUCAAAAACCUGUUUGACCCACUGGAUCUCACAAAGUCAAAGAUGGAUUUGACUACGUAUUUGCAUCAGCUGAGUAAUGAGAUUGACGGGGACGACCUCGCUUCAAUUUCUACACUCUCGGACUUGGAGCCUCAGGAGCCUCAAAAUCCGCUCUCAAACUGCCUCCUGAACACUUCACUUGCCCUUGACGGAGUACUCUGUGACCUCGUUCGAGAACAUAAUCGUGAUAUUCCCAACUUCUGUAAUGAGCAACUUAAGAAACAGGCCUCACUCAGGAAUAAAUACGGCGACAUGUCAGACCUACCGCUUUUCAUCAGCUAACAUUGUAACAUAUAAUUUUCCAAAAUGUAAUUUGAUUUAACUUUA